This is a messenger RNA of Anguilla rostrata (American eel), 3597 nucleotides long. It is a transcript of the gene wdr3, whose product is annotated as WD repeat domain 3. Lineage: Eukaryota; Metazoa; Chordata; Actinopteri; Anguilliformes; Anguillidae. Gene Ontology annotation, cellular component: Pwp2p-containing subcomplex of 90S preribosome; small-subunit processome. Bases 297 to 3110 code for a protein of 937 amino acids. The record is from RefSeq and is a predicted model, not a curated record. The transcript is spliced from 27 exons. Gene Ontology annotation, biological process: maturation of SSU-rRNA. Gene Ontology annotation, molecular function: protein binding; snoRNA binding.
AUACGCACUGCUUUGUCCUUUAUGGAACCUACAUAUCUAAUUCUCAAUUUAUAAAUAUAUAUCACGGACCAAUGUUAUACAAUAUUGAUACCUCGGGCUACAAUUAAUAGUCUUCGCUCGACUCCAAUCGAUUGUUCAGUAUUUGAUUGCUUACCCCAAGUUUUUUCUAUUCACUGACGGUGCGGCAAAACUGCACAAGCUUUCUGCACUUUCAAUACAGGUAAUCACCACGGAAACGAGACACAUCGACUUUCCUGUGAGCUGCAGUGCUUGACGGCUGCGUGUGGCUGCUUUCCAUGGGGCUGACCAAGCAGUACUUGCGCUACACUGCCAGUGCUGUUUUCGGAGUGAUCGGGAGCCAGAAGGCCAACAUUGCCUAUGUCACUCUGAGAGGAGGCGAGAAAGGACGCUACGUAGCCGUAGCGGCCUGUGAACACGUGUUUAUAUGGGACGUGAGGAAAGCAGAGAAGGUCCUGAUUCUCCAGGGAAACAAACAGGAGGUGACCUAUCUGUGUCCCUCUCCUGACGGCGUCCAUGUCGCCGUCGGUUACGAAGACGGCGCCGUCCGUAUCUUCAGCCUGCUGAACGGCGAGAGCAACGUUUCCUUCAGCGGUCACAAGUCUGCGGUCACGGUCAUUAGAUAUGAUGCGCUGGGUGCGAGGCUCGUGACCGGAUCGAGGGACACGGAUGUGAUUGUGUGGGAUGUCAUCAAUGAGUGUGGUCUCUACCGGCUGAAAGGACACAAAGAUGCCAUCACACAGGCUCUGUUUCUUAAGGACAGGAACUUGCUGGUCACCAGCUCAAAAGACACUUUUGUAAAAUGGUGGGAUUUGGACACACAGCAUUGUUUCAAAACCAUGGUCGGCCAUCGCAGCGAGGUGUGGGGGAUGGCGCUGCUGAACCAGGAGGGCAGGCUGCUCACAGGUUCGGCCGACAGUGAACUCAGGGCCUGGGACAUUUGCUACCUGCAGGGGGGGCAGGAGGUCGGGGAGCCCAGGGUAAAGAAGGUCAAAGGUCUGCUGGAUGAAGAUGAUGAGGUAGAGGAAGGUCUUGACGAGAGCCCUGAGGAGAGGAUCCUCAGCUGUGAGAAAGCUGGGUCUAUUCUGAGAGAAUCCAGAGACAGGGUCGUCUCCAUGACGACUGACGCAAAGGCCAAGGUUCUGGCUUGUCAUGGUACUGACGCAGUCCUUGAGGUGUUCACUGUGCUCCCGCAAGAGGAGGUCCAGAGAAGGAGGGAAAGGAAGCUGAAAAAAGCCAAGAAGGCAGCCAGGUCUAAAGGGGGGGAGGAGGCCGUGGAACCCCAGGUGGAGCGGAAGUUGGGAGAUGAAAUCGUGAGGAUGGCCAACAUCAAAGCUUCCUCCAAGAUUCGGUCAGUGGACUGCCUGCUGUCCCCUAGUGGGGAGAUGAAGGUGGCCCUCCUGCUCCAGAACAACACGGUGGAGACGUACACCCUGAAGACCACAGAGAAGAGCCCUCAAGCCAACAAGACCUCUCGCCUGACCCUGAGCGGGCACCGCACAGACGUCCGCACGCUGGCCUUCAGCUCCGAUAACAUCGCCAUGCUGUCUGCCUCCUCCGAGACCGUCAAAGUGUGGAACAGGUCUACCCUACAGGUGAUCCGUACCAUGGCUUGCGAGUACGCUCUCUGUUCUCUCUUCAUUCCUGGAGACAGACAAAUCAUCAUAGGAACCAAGAGCGGAAAGAUCCAGAUCUUUGACCUAGCUUCAGGACGCCUGCUGGAGACCACGGACGCCCACGACGGCGAGAUGUGGUCCAUGUGCCUCUCUCCUGAUCAGAGAGGCAUUGUGACUGGUGGAGCUGACAAAACCGUGAAGUUCUGGGAGUUUGAGCUGAUCAAGGACCUGGAGUCUGGACAGAACAAGAGGCUGACGGUGAAACACACGCGCACGCUACAGCUGGACGAGGGCGUGCUGUGUGUGCGCUACAGCCCUGACCAGAGGCUGCUAGCCGUGUCCCUGCUGGACUGCACCGUCAAGAUCUUCUACACCGACACACUCAAGUUCUUCCUCUCUCUUUACGGACACAAGCUCCCCGUGUUGUGCCUGGAUAUUUCUCACGACAGCGCGCUGAUUGCCACGGGCUCUGCCGACAGGAACGUGAAGAUCUGGGGGCUGGACUUCGGGGACUGCCACCGAUCCAUGUUCGCACACGAUGACAGUUACUCGUUCCUGCAGUUCGUUCCCAAAACCCACCUGUUCUUCACAGCUGGGAAGGACAAGAAAAUAAAACAGUGGGAUGCUGACAAAUUUGAGCACAUCCAGACCCUGGAGGGUCACCAUCGUGAGGUGUGGUGUCUGGCGGUCAGCCCCAGCGGAGACUACAUCGUGUCUUCGUCCCAUGACAAGUCGCUGCGUUUGUGGGAGAGAACGAGGGAGCCCAUCAUCCUGGACGAGGAGAAGGAGAUGGAGAGAGAGGCGGAGUUUGAGGAAAGCUUGGCCAAAGGGGAGGAGCCAGUGGUUCCAGGAGAGACCAAAGGGGAGGCAGGGCCAGCGGGAAGGAAAACCAUAGAGACUGUAAAAGCGGCGGAGCGCAUCAUGGAGGCCGUGGAGCUGUACAGAGAGGAGAGUAAGAAGCUGGAGGAGCACAGAGAAGCCUGCGAGGCGGCUGGGAAGCAGCUCCCUCCUCCUAGGACGAAUCCCAUCCUCAUUGCCUUCGGGAACAUCUCACCCUCACGCUAUGUACUGGAUGUGAUCAAGAAAGUCAAAUCCAGCGAGCUGGAGGUGUCCCUCCUGGUCCUGCCCUUCCCGUACAUCCCAGACCUGCUCUCCCUCUUCAACAGGUUCAUCCGGGACGGCUCCGAGGUGGAGCUGGUGUGCCGCUGUCUCUUCUUCCUGCUCCGGGUCCACUUCGGACAGAUCUCCAGUAAUCAGAUGCUGCUGCCUGUCAUUGAUGAUCUGAGGAGUAACACCAUCUCCAAAGUGCAGGAGAUCAGGGACCUCCUGGGCUUCAACAGCGCGGGCUUGCAGUUCCUACAGCGCGAGAUCGAGAGCAGGGAGGACGUGAUGUUCUUUGCCGACGCCACCGACCGCUUCGAAGAAAAGAAGAGGAAGAGGAAGAAGCGGGAGAGAGCAGUCCUCACCAUCACCUGAAAUGUUGAUCUAUCCGUUUUUGCUGCUGUAUAGAAGAGCAGCCAGUUUAUUAUUGCUGUGUGCUGUAAUGUCUUGUACAUUAAAGUACCUCUAAAGGAACUCAUUCUAUGACCUUAUCCAGCAUGGAACGGCAGUUAAAUUGGUUAUAUUGCCCAUUGGCACCGUUUUACCAUUUUUGAUGCUUCCUUUUAUUUUACAUAAGAGGACAAAUAUGAUAGUACUGAUAUAGUUUUUUUUUCCAAUUGCUAUAAGUGUGAGAGACCUCUGUGUCACUAUUUUUCUGAAGUGUAUAUUGAUAAGGAGAAUGGACUGAAUGUUUGUAAUAACGUAUUAAACUGUUCCCAUAUGUUUGUGCACAGUGUGCCAAUAUGAGAUACACUUUAUCGAUGCAGUGAAAUAGAGCAAAAAAACAGUCUCAUGAAUGUUGUUAGUUUGUUGGGAGGAAGUUUGAGAGGUUUAAUAAAGAUAAAUAUGAUUUCUAAAAAUA